This is a messenger RNA of Toxorhynchites rutilus septentrionalis, 2137 nucleotides long. RefSeq names its product ATP-binding cassette sub-family G member 1-like. The transcript has 4 exons. The record is from RefSeq and is a predicted model, not a curated record. Gene Ontology annotation, molecular function: ATP hydrolysis activity; ABC-type transporter activity; ATP binding. Bases 362 to 2119 code for a protein of 585 amino acids. NCBI's taxonomy places the organism in Eukaryota, Metazoa, Arthropoda, Insecta, Diptera, Culicidae. Gene Ontology annotation, cellular component: plasma membrane.
CAGCCACUAACUUAGCAAACGGCCAAUCAAUCGACUUACGCGAUCAGUCUUUACCAACACGUGUGCCAGGUGAAACGCUCAAUCGCGAGCGGUGAAAUCGAAGCGCGAAAAUAAGUUCUCCUUCGUUCGGAUAUUGUUUUCGAUAGAAAUUGGUCUGAUUCUAUCAAAAUGCAACAUUGCUGACACCAUUCUGACCGUGGAAAAUUCAGUUUAGGUAAAGCAAAGUGCACGCUUCGCGUUUAACUCCAAUCGCUGGUAGGGCACGCGAUUAAUCACGGAUGGAGCAACACUUGGAUGCAAUUAGCGAGUGAACUUUUUUUUUUUUGCACAUUAGAAUUGUUUUCCCUCGUGUGAUCGCGAUAUGCCCCCCGGAGAGGAAUUUGAAUUAACCUCGAAACCGUUGCUCAACUUUGUGCCGUCGAGUCUACGGUUUCAGAAUGUUUGCUACGCUAUCGAAGGGAAAACCAUACUGAAUAACGUUUCGGGGCGUUUCAAGCAUGGACGAUUGGUGGCGCUGAUGGGACCCUCGGGAGCGGGGAAAUCCUCACUCCUCAAUGUUCUCGCCGGUAUGAAGCUGUUCGGGUUGAGUGGAUCGAUUGCGAUCAAUGGUGAACCGGUGGAGGAGAAUGAUCCUCGAAGUGUUUACGUCGAGCAAGAUUGCCCUUUGCUCAGUUAUCUCACCGUGCGGGGGACAAUGACCUACGCUGUGGACAUGAAGAUGACCAGAAAGACGCCGGCCAAGCUUAAAAGACAGAGGAUCAAGGAAAUUUUAGAGCUUCUGGGAUUAGAAAGUAGCUCCGCUACGCUAGUGAAGAACCUUUCCGGCGGGGAACAGAAGCGGCUGGCGGUAGCCGUGGAGUUGAUCACGAAUCCAGCCGUAAUGCUGCUGGAUGAACCCACCAGCGGUUUGGAUAGUGUGGCGUCCGCGCAGAUCAUAUCCCAUCUCAAAUCGCUCGCCAUGGGAGGCCGAACGAUCGUUUGCACGAUCCACCAACCAGCUUCUAGUUUAUUCCAACUUUUCGAUGACGUCUUCCUGCUGGUCGAGGGACGUUGUUUGUACACGGGAUCAGUGGAGGCUAUGAUCCCAAAGCUCGAAUCCUCCGGAUUCAGCUGCCCCGAAUACUACAACCCAGCAGAUUUUGCGAUAGAGGUGCUCACAUCCGACAACGAACAGGCAAAGCAAUACCUCAUUACACAAACCACGGAGGAAAUGAGAGAACUCUUCGAGACAGGCCCCUCUAGUCCAACACUGACGCGGCCGGGUGUAGGCGUAAAGCGGUACCAGGUUCCAUUCUGGUAUCAGUUUCUGGUUCUGCUCAAACGAUCCGCGAUUUCAACCGCCAGAGACGAGUUCUUCCUCAAAGUUCGCGUCGGCUUGUGCCUCGCUUUGGGACUCGUCUUCGGUGUGGUACACUAUGACAUAGGAAAUGACGCCACCAAAGUGAUAGCGAACGCCGGAUGCUUCUUCCAGCUGUUUGCUUUCGUCUACUUCUCGAACUCAAUAGCUGUUAUCAAUUACUCAGAGGAAGCGAAUGUAGCUAUCAAGGAGAUUGCAAACAAUUGGUACUCACGGGAGGCUUACUUCCUGUCCAAGCUACUCAACGAUCUGCCGCUUCAGAUCCUCUGUCCGAUACUCAUGGUACCUCCGAUGUAUUACCUCAGUGGACAACCGCUGGAGCCCACGCGAUUCGCCAUGGUGUGGACCAUGUUCUUUCUGGGUGGAAUUGUCGGACAGAGUAUUGGUCUGCUGGCGGGGAUUUGCUUCGACUCGAAGACGCAGAACUUCGUGGUGGCGAAUGCCUGCAUCGUUCCGAUCCUAUUCUCGGGGUUUAUGAUUAAUGCCAAAGAUUUAGUGCCGUAUUUGAAACCCCUCAGCUCGGUGUCCUUCUUCCGGUAUCAGUUUCAUGGCGUUAUGCAGGCUUUGUAUGGCUUUGGGAGAGAAAAUUUGAGUUGCAAGCAAGUUUACUGUUAUUACAAGAGACCAUCCAGUAUUUUGGAGCAGUUCGAUAUUGAACCUGAUGGUUUUGAGCGGAACCUGUUGAUUCUUGCGGUGAUAGUGGUGGUCUUCCAGCUUGCUAUUUAUUUCGCUUUUGUUGUUAGAUUACGACGAAUAAAGUGAUGUGGAUAUAUUAUAUUU